ACCGUCACGCUCAGGGCCUCAUGUAGGGGACAUGAAGACGCCCUAGCAUCCACUAUUGUGACAGGAUUGCUCUCAUAGGUGCAGGUUAGGGGAGCAUCAGGGUGACUCCGAGACUCAAGAGGGCACAGAAGCGACUGUAGAAAGGCUGUUCUAACCGUGGGUGUCUAUGAUAGGAGGUGCUGACGGACGUCUUCGGAAUGUUCACACAGGGGUGGCGAGGUCUAUUGCGAUUUGGGAAGAGGCGUCAUUCUGCUGUUUGCGACUGGAGAAUUUAUCAAUUGGGGCUGGGAGCUGUAUGAGAAAGAAUUUCCAUAUAGAAUCUGAGACAGCAGAGUUGAGUUGUAGGUUCCUGGUUGCCACCUACAACUGUAUAACAAGUCCUGAUUAUGAGCCUUGUGCGCUACUGGGAGUCAGGACCCUCGUGACUGAUUUACUUUGCCCAGGCAGCCGGUGGCGCUGGUCAUGUGGGUGUCUAGGUCGUGAUCAGGAGGAAGAUGUAGUCUGUGGGAUGAGUAAUUCCACCAGGUCGUGUCAUAGGAUUCAGGGGACACACAGCCGAGCCUUAAACCACCAUCAAAAGCAAGAUACAGCGAGGCUUUGCUCCUGCGCAAGCGCAGCACGGGGGCGUGGCGAUCGCACCUGCGCGAGUUGGGCGAAAGAGGAGGAGCGAGGUGACGCAGGCGUAAUAAUAGAGAAGGUGCCAGAAAGAUCCAAAACAAGUGGCUGCGGCCGUCGCCCAGAAGUCAUCGGACGCUGGAAUCUGGCCCUGGUUCUGAGCUUGUUCCGCACCCCUCCCCUGGGAAUGGCGUUGUCCGGGUCGACCCCGGCCCCGAGCUGGGAGGAGGAUGAGUGUUUGGAUUACUACGGCAUGCUGUCGCUUCACCGUAUGUUCGAGGUAGUGGGCGGGCAGCUGACCGAGUGCGAACUGGAGCUCCUGGCCUUCCUGCUGGAUGAGGCCCCCGGCGCCCCCGGCGGCCUGGCCCGCGCCCGCAGCGGCCUGGAGCUGCUUCUGGAGCUGGAACGCCGCGGGCAGUGCGACGAGAGCAACCUGCGGCUGCUGAGCCAACUCCUGCGCGUGCUCGCCCGUCACGACCUACUGCCACAUCUGGCGCGCAAGCGGCGCCGGCCAGUGUCCCCUGAGCGGUACAGCCGUGGCAGUUCCAGCUCUUCUUCCAAGAGGACCGAGGACAGUUGCCAGGGUCAGCGACAGGCGAGCAGUUCUUCUGAUCCUCCUCAGAGUCAGUGGGACACAGGCUCCCCGCCAACCAAGCGGCAGCGUAGGUGUCGGGGCCGCCCUAGCAGUGGUGCCCGGCAGCGGCGGAGAGUGGGUCUGGCAGCCUCGCAGCAGCAACAGGAGCUGGGCAGGCCCUCCUCAGAAGGCAAGGUGACCUGUGACAUCCGGCUCCGGGUUCGGGCAGAGUACUGCGAGCACGGGCCAGCCUUGGAGCAGGGUGUGGCAUCCCGAAGACCUCAGGCAUUGGCCCGGCAGCUGGAUGUGUUUGGACAAGCCACUGCUGUGCUGCGGUCAAGGGACCUGGGCUCUGUGGUGUGUGACAUCAAGUUCUCAGAGCUCUCCUAUCUGGACGCCUUCUGGGGUGACUACCUGAGUGGUGCCCUGCUGCAGGCCCUUCGGGGCGUGUUCCUGACUGAGGCCUUGCGGGAGGCUGUGGGCCGAGAGGCUGUCCGCUUGCUGGUCAGUGUGGAUGAGGCUGACUAUGAGGCUGGCCGGCGCCGCCUGUUGCUGAUGGAGGAGGAAGGAGGACCGCGUGGGACCGAGGCCUCCUGAUCCUGGAUCUGGCAAGACUGACCCCACCUCCAAGUCUCCGGGCCACCAGAAAGAUGCCCAUCUUGCCCCCAGAUGGCUGUCACCCAGCAGCCUGAGGACUGCAUCAGGCCUCAGUUUCUGACACCCUCCCCUAAGACGUGGGCUCUGAGGCAUAAACCACUUCCAGUUGCCUCCAUCCCAAAGUCCCCACUCCCAGGUGGAUUCCCUCAGCCUUGGGGGCCCAGAUUCACAGAGCCCCGAAGCAGGGAGGAAUGACCCCUGCACAUCCUGUCUCUCACCCUGGGCUGAUGCUGUCUGCCCCACACAUUUUAGCCUAAGGGCUACUCUCUCAGGAUCUCAGAUUUACUGUCCCCACAUGGGUUUCAGCACAGCAGUGGGCUCUGGAGCCGGGGUGCUCAUGGGGCUUGCUCACCUUGCCCAUUCAUCUAACCAAACUGGGCUCUGCCUGCGGCACACACAGAUAUCCAACUCUCAUCACCUUUCCCUGCUCUCUGGAUGGAGACAGACUUGCCCUUGGGCCUUUUAACCCAGACUGUCACGUGUGGGCUUUGUGGCCACAUCAGGUCAAGGGUAGCUGUUGCAUACAGAGCUAGGACCAGAGCCAGCCACUUUCUCAUGAAGGGAAGGUGAGGACUUGGGCUGCUGGGAAGAUGUUUCACAAACUGCGCCAAUAAAACUGCCCUGGAAAGGGCAUAGGUGGGC
Mastomys coucha (southern multimammate mouse) is the source of this 2488-nucleotide messenger RNA. It is a transcript of the gene Dedd2, whose product is annotated as death effector domain containing 2. Gene Ontology annotation, biological process: extrinsic apoptotic signaling pathway via death domain receptors; apoptotic process; regulation of apoptotic process. Lineage: Eukaryota; Metazoa; Chordata; Mammalia; Rodentia; Muridae. The transcript is spliced from 6 exons. The record is from RefSeq and is a predicted model, not a curated record. The coding region runs from base 167 to 1786 and encodes 539 amino acids. Gene Ontology annotation, cellular component: nucleolus. Gene Ontology annotation, molecular function: DNA binding; protein binding.